AUGGCGUCCCAGGGCGGUCCCCUCAGCAGCGGCGAAGGCAACGGCGAUGACAUCUCCCUGGCUGUCCUGGUUUUGCUCCUACUCCUUCAGCCCGGGCUUAGCCAAGGCCAGGCGGGAAGGGAACGGGCACAGGGCUGGUCAGCGCGGCGCUCCCCUCCCCUUACGCCCUCAGGCAGCGACCUCGAGGACCAGAAUAGUCCAGCAUCAGUCGGAGUUCUGCCGGCCUGGGCUUCUGGAUCGGAAUGUGGCCAUCGGAAUAUGCGGAUAGUUGGUGGAAUGCCAGCUGCAGAGAAAAAGUGGCCCUGGCAGGUGAGCCUGCAAACUGAUGGUCAUCAUAUAUGUGGAGGCUCCCUCAUCAACCAUUGGUGGGUGCUGACAGCGGCCCACUGCAUAUUUGGACAUUUUGAAUACGUGGCGAAGAUGGGAGAUGUACACUUGCAUCAUGAAUCAAGAAUGGCAGUCAUAGUCCCAGUUCGGGAUAUUAUUAUCCAUAGAGAUUAUGAUAGUGUUGGAAGAAUCGUAAACGAUAUUGCCCUCGCUCUGCUCGAGUUUCCUGUGAAUUACUCCUCCCACAUCCAGCCCAUCUGCCUCCCUGGAAAGGACUUCCUGGUGCAAACUAACACAGCUUGCUGGGUGACCGGAUGGGGCAAACUAAAACCCAUUGAUGACCCGAAGGUGGUACCUGUUCUUCUUCAGGAAGCUGAGCUAAACAUUAUUCGAGACAAGGAAUGUAAUAAGAUUAUCAAGAAAAAGUUGAAAACUGCUUUGAAUUUGGUUGAAGAAGGGGCUAUCUGUGGCUAUAGUGACCAAGGAAAGGAUUCCUGCCAGGGAGAUUCUGGGGGACCCCUGGUCUGUGAAUUUAACCACACCUGGAUGCAGGUUGGGAUCGUGAGCUGGGGCAUUGGAUGUGGUCAAAAAGGAGUUCCUGGAGUUUAUACAGAAAUUAGUUUCUAUAAGGACUGGCUCAUCCGUCAGUUGAACCAAGCUUCCUCUCUGAACCCAGCAGCCUUUCUCCUGCUCCUGCUGCUCCUGGUGCCGGCCCUGGGAUCUUGGUGA
This is a messenger RNA of Chrysochloris asiatica (Cape golden mole), 1056 nucleotides long. RefSeq names its product protease, serine, 44 (gene PRSS44). Gene Ontology annotation, biological process: proteolysis. The transcript is spliced from 5 exons. The coding region runs from base 1 to 1056 and encodes 351 amino acids. Gene Ontology annotation, molecular function: serine-type endopeptidase activity. The record is from RefSeq and is a predicted model, not a curated record. NCBI's taxonomy places the organism in Eukaryota, Metazoa, Chordata, Mammalia, Afrosoricida, Chrysochloridae.